AUGUUAAGUAUAGACUAAUUGGAUUAAGUGAUAGGAUAGAAUAAUUCUUCAAAAUUAUUGAUGGUAAUAAAUACAAUAGGUUGUUUGGGCAUAAUGGGAAUAUUAAAAGAAUUAUCACCAAAUUAUGUGACAUUAUCAAUUUAAUAUGGAUUUGUUCUAUUGAUUGAUUCACAAAGAUUCUAAUACAAUUUAGAAUCAUAAUAUGAUGCAUUAAUGUUAUCAUUAAUAGGAGGAUUAAGUAUUGAUUCUAAAUAUGUGAGAUGCGAUUGGUUAUUUUACAAUCUUUGGAGCAUUACGUAAAAUAGAUUUAUUAGUAAUAAUGUUGGUUUAUGAUUUUAAAUAUUUGAUUCGACAUAGUAUCAAAUUAUAAAAUAAAAUGAGUUCAAUAUUAUUUUUGUUUGGAUUUAUUUUGAAUUUAAUGAGUAAUGAUAGAAUAUUAGCAAUAUGGGCAUUAGUAUUUGGAUAAAUAUGUUAAACAGGAUCUGGUAUUAUAGAAGAUCAUUUUAAAUUUAAUUAUUCAAAUCUCUAAUUAUUUAAAGGAGUAUUUAUCAUAAUGAUGUCUUUAUUUAAUUUUGGAUUUUAUUCAGAUAAAAUAGAGAAUUCUAUAUUAAUAUAUUUAGUAUCAUUUCCAGUAUUGAUAAGUUUUACAUUUUUAUAAUGGUUGAAAUAUAAAGUGUCAGUAGUAAAUGAAAUGGUUGAUACUUUAAUAAUAGGAUUAUAAUUACUUGUAUUAUUAUUGUAUAAUUAAUUUUAAAUAUUGCCAACAAUUAGUUGUGUAUUUUAUUUGAUAGGAAUAAUUUCAAUUUGUAUAAAGAAGUGA
Molecule: messenger RNA, 820 nt
Organism: Paramecium sonneborni
Lineage: Eukaryota; Ciliophora; Oligohymenophorea; Peniculida; Parameciidae
Source: the annotation of a GenBank genome assembly